AUGGCUUCGACCGAGGCUACAAGAGGUCCCGUCUCAGAGGAGACCCCUCUGCUUCGAGAGGUCGACCCUGCCCUCGCAGAGUCUGACCAAGCGGAGGAUCAAGCGCACGUCCCUGAGGAGCGCUCAACGAAAGAGCUCAUGCUCAUCCUGGGCAGCAUCUGGGUUGGUGUUUUUCUCGCUGCCCUCGACACUACCAUCGUCGCAACAUUAUCAGCUCCCAUUUCCUCCUCUUUCAACUCAUUCUCUCUGUUGUCCUGGCUCGCAACCUCAUACCUCAUCUCCAAUGCGGCCUGUCAGCCACUCAGCGGCCGUCUGACGGAUAUUUACUCGCGUCGAUGGGGGCUUGUCUUCUCCAAUGUCUUCUUUGCUUUGGGGAAUUUGAUCUGCGGGCUUGCCAAAACCCAGUGGGCCAUUAUUCUCGGUCGCGUCGUGGCCGGAGUGGGCGGAGGUGGGUUGACGGCAAUCUCGACUUUUGUCACCUCUGACUUGGUUCCAUUGCGGAAACGAGGUGUUUGGCAGGGAAUCGGCAACAUCUGCUAUGGGGCCGGUAUGGGCUUGGGAGGGGUGUUUGGAGGAUGGAUCAGUGAUACACUGGGCUGGCGCUGGGCUUUUCUGCUCCAGAUUCCCCCUUUGGUGGUUUCAUGCAUCCUGGUCAUCUUCACAGUGAACAUACCCGUGAGGACUGCCGAUACAUCUCGAAUCCAGCGCGUGGAUUUCCUCGGCGCUGUCACUCUGGUGUUGACGCUGGUGACUUUGUUGAUGGGGCUGAACACGGGUGGGAAUCAGGUGCCCUGGACGCACCCGCUGGUGCUCGUCUCCCUGCCUCUUGCUGCCGUGUUCCUGGGAAUCUUCAUUUACGUGGAGGCCUACAUUGCGACCGAGCCUGUCAUUCCCGUCCGACUUCUCCUCGACAGAACUGUCGCGUCUGCCUGCCUCACGAAUUGGUUUACUACCAUGGCAGUCUUCGGGCUGCUCUUCUACCUCCCCGUGUACUUCCAGGUACAGGGACUGUCCGCCACAGCGGCUGGUGUCCGCCUGAUUCCCCAGGCCAUGGGCACGUCGAUUGGAUCGCUAGGCAGUGGUUUCAUCAUGCGCAGCACAGGCCAGUAUAAGAUUCUGAACUAUGCGGUGAUGAGUCUGCAGGUGCUGUCGGCGGUCCUGAUCUGCACCUUGACCCUCGAGACCCCGGUUUGGCUGCCGUUUGUUUACUUCUUUUUGGGAGGUCUCGCCUACGGAAGCAUGUUGACUGUUACCCUGGUCGCGCUGAUCUCGGCUGUGGAUCACCACCAUCAUGCUGUCGUCACAUCGGCAUCAUAUGCCUUUCGCAGUACGGGCAGCACGAUCGGCAUCACGAUCGCCUCUGCUGUGUUUCAAAACACGCUGCAGACGGGAUUGUGGGCGCGGCUUGGCCAGCACCAAGAUGCCGCCAAGAUCAUCGCCCGACUUCGUGACAGUCUGGACGAGGUUCGCAAGUUACGGCCCGAGUGGAUCCCUGGAGUCCUUGAUGCAUAUAUGAACUCGCUCCGGGCGGUCUUUGUGACUCUGCUGGGGUUGACUGUCUUGGGGGCUCUUGUGAGUAUUGGCAUGCGCGAGCACAAGUUGCACAAUAACCUUGCUCGUCGCUAG
Messenger RNA from Penicillium diatomitis, 1626 nucleotides. RefSeq lists its product as uncharacterized. Gene Ontology annotation, molecular function: basic amino acid transmembrane transporter activity. The record is from RefSeq and is a predicted model, not a curated record. Lineage: Eukaryota; Fungi; Ascomycota; Eurotiomycetes; Eurotiales; Aspergillaceae. Gene Ontology annotation, cellular component: fungal-type vacuole membrane. Bases 1 to 1626 code for a protein of 541 amino acids. The transcript has 2 exons. Gene Ontology annotation, biological process: transmembrane transport; basic amino acid transport.